This is a messenger RNA of Protopolystoma xenopodis, 285 nucleotides long. NCBI's taxonomy places the organism in Eukaryota, Metazoa, Platyhelminthes, Monogenea, Polystomatidea, Polystomatidae. The record is from the annotation of a GenBank genome assembly.
AUGCUUCGCUAUCGUGGGGCCUGUAUUUCUGCUGUUCAUCUCCGGAGUAUGCUUGCUGAGUUAGGCUGCAUCUGUAUCCCUGAUAUAUUGAAUAUUCCCUACGUGACUAAACGCAUUGACGAAGACGGAAAUUUAGACAUUACUUGUCCAGAAGGCAAAGAUUUAGAUGCGCACUUUGAUUUGUUGCUAACUCAACUUAUUUAUGUAUCUGAGGCUAUGAAAAAACAAAAGGAAGUUUAUAUGGCUUCUGGAAAAGCGAUGCCGAAGUUGCAUCCAUACCUUUAA